GACCCCCCCUCCUGCCCUGCAGAAUAAGCUCCAGGGAGAACUGAGUGCCGGGGUAUUCAGUGCGCUCCACUCCCCCCGCCAGGGAGGGACCGAUGGUUUACGUCAGCAGGAACAAAGGGUGGGACUUCGGCAGCAGCACAUUAUCCCGUAUGCGGGUGUCUCCCUUUGCUGCGGUGAGGAGUUGGGCUCAAGGCUGUUUCACUUCCAUUCCAGCUGCCUCUGCAAAGGUGGAAGAAGAAGCCCGGACUUCACUGUUUUGCUGUCGGCUGAUUGCUGCUGUUGAGCGCAUGACAGGAAAGCACAGGGGCCUCGGAGAGAAAACUCACAGCCAGCAGUGAGGCCUGCGUGCCACUGAAGCAGACCAGCCAAUAUUCUCUUGGCAGUUCUUCCCAUGGCCAUAUUUGACAGGAUGUGCUGUGUCCAGUGGUGGUGCUGACUCCACUCUGAUGCAUCAGCAAAAUGAACUGGCAUUGUAAAGUGGCCUUAGUGUAUAUGAGAAUCAGACCCAGAGGGCUCCACAGCUGAAAAAUGAAGGUUCAGUGAUGCUUAAACAUGCUGCUAAAGAAUUAUGGGUACCUGCUGUAUGUAAUGGCACGGGCUCAGCAGCCUUAAGUAGACCAACGUGUGAGUAAGAAGCUUCAGACUCCCUCCCAAUAUUUUGAAGUAUAGAAGGAAGAAAUGAAUCUUGCCAAUGAUGGUGCAAUGUCCAGAGCCAUAUUUGACUGGGACUAUGUUCUGUGGGAAGUUCGUUUGACAUUACUAGCAGCUGGUUUUUUCAUCUACCUGGGAGUAUUUCUUCUAGCUCACUGGCUGUCCUCAUGGAUCAGUGCUACUUAUCGUGCUUUGUCAGCAAAGGAGAAGGUCUUCUGGAAUAUGACUAUCACACGUGGCGUGUUUGGAGUUCAGAGUUGCAUAGCUGGGUUGUGGGCCAUGCUCAUAGAUCCAGUUUUUCAAGCUGACAAAGUGUAUUCACAGCAAAAGUGGAGCUGGUUUAAUUGCUUAAUAGCCUCUGGCUUCUUUUUGCUUGAAAAUGUAGGUGUUCAUCUGUCUAAUAUUAUUUUCAAGACGUUUGAUGUAUUCUUGGUAGUUCAUCAUUUACUUGCCCUUGGUGGCUUUCUUGGGCUGAUAACAAACAUAAAAUCUGGACACUAUCUACCCCUGAUUGGACUGCUACUUGAGAUGAGCACUCCUUCAACCUGCUUCUCCUGGGUACUUUUAAAGAUUGGCUGGUCUAAUACCCUUUUUUGGAAGGCAAACCAGUGGGUAAUGAUCCACCUGUUUCACUGUCGCAUGAUCAUUACUUAUCACAUGUGGUGGGUGUGCAUUUCCAAUUGGAAUGAUGUGGUGGAAAAUAUGGGACUUCCAUAUUUUACUGUCUUUUUCAUGGGAUUAUGUUCACUUACAAUAAUACUUAACCCAUACUGGACAUACAAGAAGACCAAGCAGCUCCUCACUCCAGUUGACUGGAACUUUUCAAAUACAGCAAUGAAAAAUGGAUCUUUUGGAAAAUUAAACGGUGAAACAGGCCAAAAGAAGAGGCUAUAAUGCUGCAACAGAUAUUAUGGUAAAAUCUGGCCAGAAGAACAUGGAGCAGGUUUACUCCUGAGUGCAUGAAAAUAGAAUUAUUUACAAGACGUUUAUAAACAUAUUGCUCAGUUGGCCGAUUGUUAUCAGUAUUCUAUACUCAUUUAUCAAAAGUGUUUAAAAUUGUUGCUUCUUCUCUCUCAUAUAUAUAGAAUAUAAAUAACACAGUCAAAAUCUUUGACUCAGUCAGAAUUUAUACCAGCAUUUUUCUCACGUUGGACAGUGCUCUGUCAUUUAGCAAUGAAAAGCAAGCGUCUAUCAUUCAUUUUAGAAUCUCCAGGUGCUUUACAAAUAGCUAAUUAAGCCUCACAGCUCCUCCUUGAAGGAGAUUAGCAUUAAUCCCAUUCAGUAUAUGUGCGAGAUAUUGAUAGUGACUUGUCCAAAGUUAAAUUGUAAAUCAGUGGCAAAACUAGGACUAGAAUGUAGAACACCUGGCUCCUAGACCCAUGCUUUUACCACUAGCCCAUAAAAUUCUAUAAUGAAUUCUCCAUCACUUGAAGUUUUUAAAUCAAAACUAGAUAUCUUUCUGAAAGAUCCGAGAGAAUGAUGUAGGUCAAACAGAAGGUGUGGGCUUGGUGCAGAGCAGAAAUCACUGGGUGAGGUUCCAUGGCCUGUGUUAUACAGGAGGUCAGUCUAGAUGAUCAUAUUGGUCCCCAGGCCUUAAAAAUCUAUGAAAAUGUAAAGUACCAUAAGAGUCCAUAAUGAGCUGUUUGUUAGCACAAUUUCUAGUGUACGAGGGUCCAUUGCACAAAAUCACCCCAACUAUCGGCACUGACUGAUAACCUGGUUGAUUGGCCAGCUGACUAGAGGGAAGCUGAGCUGUUGGCCAGCUGACUAGAGGGAAGUUGAGCUGUCUUUUCACUUGUGCAGGUGAUUCCUCCACAUCAAGGAUGUGGUUGUUGCCUGUUCCGGAACCUCUUCUAUGACCACACAGAGAGCUUUAAUCUUCAGGGACACCUCUCUGUAUGGUAACACUCCUACAACAUACUUUAGAAAUCUUUGUUUUUUUAUUUAGGAUCUUUAUUUUCUUUACAAUCAAAUGACUCAUUGAGGGUGAUAAUACUUCGCUAGCAUCUGUCUAGCAAAACCUUAAAUCUUUCCCUGACAUAAAGAAAAUAUUGUUGGUUUAAAGCUAACUAGUCUGGGACAACUGGUUAAAGUAAUCAUACCCAGUUACAGGCUUGAUUGGACCAGUACUGGUUGAGGUUGUAGACAAGUGACUAAUGGACUCUUCUGUGCAGGAGUGACACCUAAUGGCAGGAGUGAUGCAUUAGUUUUAACAUAUAAAACUGGCAAAACCAAAAAUGUGUGUGGGGCAAAUCCCACAAUUUGACAAGAACUCUGCUUAAUUGUAAAUUUAUUUCCCAGAGUAACUAGCUUCUGUAAGGCACAUGGAAGUAUUUUAGGUCAAGGCUCAUUUUCCUAAUAGUUUUGUAUGUGGACAUGUGGGUAACAUACACUGUUUUCCUAAUUAUAAGGGGAAAGCAUAAAUCAGCACAUUGUAUGUAGUGUAAAUGAAGCAUUUCACUGACACAUGCCAGGUGGAAUGGGGAAAAACUGAAUGCUCAGAAUGCUGUUGGGCCCAAGCAGAAAUGUAUUAGGGAACACAUCAAAGAUCUGUUCCUGAGAUAUAGACCCUUUCACUUCUAGAUCAUAGGUUCAAAUCCAGCCCUAGUGAUGGCAGUAGAGUGAUUAUCUGGAGACUGUCUAAUGAACUAGGUGAAAUAUAUUUUGUGGUCUCAGUCCAGUUCCCAGUGGACAGUACUCCAAACCCCCACCUUUUUGGCAGUCUCAUGAGAAAGGCCAUGAAAAUCAAUUACCCUGUUAUCCAUAGUGGUGGCCUCUCCAGAUCAGAGUAAAGUCUUGUUGCUUGGGCAGCGUGACACACAUUUAUCCUGUCCUGUAGAUAAAGAACUGGAUUCCCCAGGGUAGUCAAUCAAGCACUUUUCAGGAGCAGAAAAGUCACACACAAAAUGUUUGCGAAAAGUGUUGAGGAUGAAUCAGUUCCUCAUAAACAGAAAAGAAAAUCUGUGACCCAAAUACAUAAAGAGGCCAAACCUCACCGCAAGAGGUUCCAGUAUUGGGUGCUCAGCAAGUCUGGUCACUUGAGAGCAAGAUGCCACCUGGAGAAGGCAUGGAGAUGAGAAGUCAAAGAGUUUGGGAAUGUUUUGAAACCAGGGGACUGGAGAAUUUGUAGAGGCCUAAGAACAGAAGAGAAGUAGCCUCAGAAGUGGGUGAAACAGGAAAUUGGGAUAUAUUCAGAGGUGAAAGUAAGCCGGUGCGCCGUACGGGGGCGGCUCAGCUUGCCCAGGGGGCAAUUUAAAGGGCUGGAGCCCCAAGCCCUUUAAAUUGCCACCAGAGCCCCACUGCUAGAGCCCUGAGGUAGGGCUGCGGGGCGCUGGGGGCUAUUUAAAGGGCCCGGGGCUCCAGCUGCCUCUGCCGCCCCAGUUCUUUAAAUAGCCGCUGGAGCCC
Messenger RNA from Trachemys scripta elegans, 4056 nucleotides. Its product is annotated as protein CLN8-like. Gene Ontology annotation, cellular component: membrane; endoplasmic reticulum. NCBI's taxonomy places the organism in Eukaryota, Metazoa, Chordata, Testudines, Emydidae. The transcript is spliced from 5 exons. Gene Ontology annotation, biological process: lipid homeostasis. The coding region runs from base 679 to 1545 and encodes 288 amino acids. The record is from RefSeq and is a predicted model, not a curated record.